Molecule: messenger RNA, 1365 nt
Organism: Lizanozyma spartinae
Lineage: Eukaryota; Fungi; Ascomycota; Pichiomycetes; Serinales; Debaryomycetaceae
Exons: 1
Coding region: 1-1365 (454 amino acids)
Source: RefSeq, a predicted model, not a curated record
AUGAGACGGUUACAGUUCCCGGGAGUAGCUAUGGUGACUGUCCUUGCAAUGAUGUUGAUCACCAGAGGAGUUUUGGCUGACGGAGGUAUGGAAGGUAUGGAUGAUCCAAGAGUUGAAUAUCAUCCUAUUAAUCCAGGAUCUAAAACAUUCCAUUGGUUAAUGUCCGUGGCAUUAUUAUUCUUACUUCCUUCGAUCAGUGCGGCCUUCCUGUUAGCUGAUAAGCAACACUGGUCUCUCAUGUUCCAUUUUGUACUGUUGGGAUAUUCAGUAUUUGAAUGGAUGUUCUUACCUUUUGCUGAUAACACCGAUAACCAUGAGAAUAAGACAAGCAGAGGUACUUCUACUUUCAUAACCUUGUUGUUGGCUGCAAACAUUUUUAUAGGAACGUUUAUGAAUGGUAGUAAUUGGAUAAUGAAUCGUUUCUUCCCCUCAGCAGCCGGUUCAUCUCUGAAUAAUGGUAAUGCCAAUUCCGGAGUUCUUUGCAAAGUCUUUAAAACACUUUCGGUAAUUAUAGCACUCACAGGUUGGGUAAGAGUAUGUCUUGCUGUAGUGGCAUUAUUUGGCUUUUGCUAUGAUAAACACACGGGUCAAUGCAUUGCCCAUGGUAUAAUGGGUACAGCGUUUGUGUUUUAUGCGAUGGUAUUGACUAUAGUGUUGAUAAUACCUUGGAUUAGAAAGAGAGACACCAACAGAAGAUCCCAAGAGUUUUAUGACUCGGUGGUCAUGUGUGCUUGGGGUAUCGUCAACACCUUCACAGAACACAGAUGGGGGAAGGAAGGCUGGAGUAUGGGAGAUUAUCAACAUACUGCAAUGGGGAUUAUUUGGUGGGCUGGAGCUCUUGUAGGAGUAUUUUUAACCAGAAAGAAGAAUAACCAUAGAUCUUUGAUUCCGGCAUUAUUAUUGAUAUUCACAGGUUGGUCGAUGUCACAGCAUCAUCAACAUUCAGCCAUUUCCACAAACGUACACGCCUUCUUUGGUAUUGCACUUAUGAGUGCUGGUUUCACCAGAGUAAUCGAGAUCUGUUUCAUCUUGCAUGACAAGAACUGUGAUGAUUCAGGUAAAAUAUUGGCUUUUCAAUAUAUGCCACCAUUUUUUAUGACACUUUCAGGAAUACUCUUUAUGGCUGCAAAUGAAGAGCAAUUAGAAUUGGCAUUAGGCUUAGGAUCUGACCAUUCUGCCUAUAUCUUGGUCGGCACUGCAGCAGCUUUUGUGGUGUUUUUGUGGCUACUCUUAAUGGUAAACUUGUACUUGCGUCUAGUUGGGUUUGACGAAGAUGGUCCCUUCCAACCUAUUGCUAUCAAUGGAAAUGAGUAUAACCGAGUCAACGAUGUGCAGGAGUUUGAAUUGGAAAAUAUGUCAGAUUAA